AUGGACACAAGAGCGAAUUAUCCAUCAAUUGAUAGUCCUUUGGGACGAAAUUACAAUUCGUUCUAUUCUUUCAAGCGUCACGUGGCAAUCAGUCCUGACGGUAAAAAAAUUGUUACCUUCAAUCCAGACGAAAGUGCGUUUGAACUAUACAAUGACGACAAAUUGACUCAUCACUCAGCAAAGUUCGGCUACAAUAUUAAAAAAAUUGAAAAUUCAAAUAUAAAAAUUUGUUGGUCUCUAGCUAUCUCUAAUUUCAUAAAUGGUUACGGUCGCCUGAUAGCUUUGUCCCGAUUUGAUUCACGAGAUAUAUGUCCUGAAAACCACACCAAAUCAUCACAGUCUGAUGAGGAGGAAGGAACAACACACAUUGCGCCUAUGACCUGGAUCAUAUCGGAAUCUGGUAAACCCGAAAUUAUCGAUUUAUUUCAAAAUGUUGGCGGUGUAGUUAGAUUUUUAGAAAGUAAUAUGGAAAUAUAUGGUCAAGCGAUAAUUGUCGCAGUAAAUGCUUCCGGAAUAUAUAAGACAAGCAUCAAAUAUAAAGAUCCUUCUUUCACACGAAAAGCCAAUUCGAUAGAACAAUUCUUUUUACCCAAACAACUUUCAUCCAGCCUUUUAUUAUCGGAGAGAUGGGAGAGCAGAUUGACGUUAUUGAAAACGAGUAUCAUAAAGAAUCGUUUUUUGAUCUGCGGCGGCUAUAAGAAUCAUUGUCACGCUGUGGAGAUGUAUAGUUUGAUCACGGGGGAACUAGAAAUGGUGUUCCAAAGACGUGAGCCAUCUUAUCACCCUGUCGUCCCCAGAGGAAAACCAAUUUUUGCAAUCUCUCAAAAUGAAUUAAUGUUUGCUUUCUGUCGUGGAACAAACGCUGUUACUAUCUAUAUGAUGGAAAAUGGGCUAGAGGUAGCCACCAAAGAAUUAGAUGGACAAUAUUUUAAUAGAAUCAUAUCAAUUGAUUUUAUUGAAAAUGACAACAAAUUGUUAAUUAUUCUUGAAAACGAAAGUGAAUUUGAGAAAAGAGAGAAUAAUUAUGUAUUUGUUGUUUGGGAUCUCUUCAGCACUUCAAGGAAGGCCGUCCGGCAAGCUAGUUACUCGGAGACACAAGAUUACCCUUUGGAUGCUGAUUCCGCCCAUCGACUCAUAAACUCACGUGGGAAAAUUUUUGCAGUCACAAACUGGGGAGGAAUUUUUCCACUACUUGAAUUUCCAGGCAUUAAGGCCAUACUGGAUGAAAAACCAUAUCAGAAUCUAGUCAAUAUUGAGCUUCCAACUCACGAGGACGCUCAUCCUGUAUUUUUGCUUAACGGAGAAAGAAUCAAGGAAACAUCUACUGUAGAACAGAAAGCGAUCAUUAAUGACAUCGAACCUUGGCAACAUUACAAACAAUAUAACCGUUUAUUUGCUUAUCUUGACAAAUCCAAGCAGACCCAACUUAUAAUUGGCCCCAAUACAGUUCAAGUAUGGAAAAUACGCAAAAAUAAGAAUGGUACACCUCAAAGAACUCUUGAAUUCAUUUGGGCAAAGAAAGACAUCGGAAGCUCAAAAAUGCGUAUUGAGAAGCUUCAUAUUGGUCAUUGCGAAUUUGUGCUGAAGUUAUCUAUUCCCUCUUCGAAGAGGGGCGGCAUCUCUGAGUCGUGUACCAUUCAUUGGCCAAGUAACGAAAAUACAUUAAGAAGCGCUUGUCAAAGCUUACAUUUUCUAGUUAAUAAAAAGGAAUGUAUAAUCGGAAACAAGAAUGCAAACAGAUGCGAAUAUCUAAUUGACCACACGCAACAACUGAUAAGAAGAUUCAUUAAAAUGCACAGCCUUUUUCGUUUGACCGAUAUUCGGUACAACAUCAUAAAAGAUCUUAUCCAGGCUCGCCAAGAAUCAUUAAUACAAAUGAUUUUAUCGGAAAAUAUUAAUGGCAAAAAUAGCAAUAGUUGUUUACAUAUCCCAAGGUUAUACGAAUGGACAAAGUUACCACCAGAAACUCAUGGCGAUUCAAUCGAUCCGAAAUUGAAACAAAAGUUAUCUCCAGAAACUCGUGGUGAUUCAACCGAUCCGAAAUUGAAACAAGAUACAUCUACUUUGACAGAUUUGCAAUGUGCCAUUGAGAGUGCCAAUUCUGCGGCGAUUGUAGAGCUCCUUUUAGAAUAUUAUACAGAUAAUGCUGGUGAUUUUAAUAAUCCAGGAUGGAUGUUUACUGUCACCAGUGCAAUUCCAUACUUAUAUAAGCAUAAUUUAGGCGACCUUGUCUUGAAGAUAUUUAAGAAGCCAUGUUUUGGAACCACUGAGGCAUAUAUGCCACCCCUUCAUAUUAGCGAUGAGGAUCAAAAUGCCGGAAACAACGCCGAAUCUGUACAUGUCAUUAACGUGAGGCCAGGGCUUGUGCGUAAAUCUGAACCCAAAAUCAUGAAUUGUCUUACUAGGGCUUUCUGUGGAAUUUUUAGAAGAACACAGGAAGGAGUUGUUUCCGAUAACCCCGCAAAAGAUGACAUGAAGUUUAGUGAUCGAAAAGUCUACAUGGUUCCCCUUCCCGACUUUACCGUUCUUCCCGAAUCUAUUGAUCACCCUUAUUGUCCACUUGAUUAUAACAACGAUAAAAGACUUCCCGAAUCUACAAAUCACCCUUAUUGUCCACCUGAUUAUAACAACGAUAAAAGUCGUUCAUUUUUACACGUGAUAUACCACGAAAAGGAUCCUGAUUUUUACAGUGUUCCAUCUAUGAAUGCAGUGACAGAUUUUAAAUGGACAAACGCGAGAAAGUAUUUUGCUCGUCAAGUGACCAUUUAUAUUUUGUUUGCAAUUUCAUUCAUAAUUAGAUCAAUAUCUUACAUUGUCGAUGCUCCGAUACAAGAGAUUUACAAUAGACUCCCAUACGCAAACAUUCUUUCCUCGGUGGCAUUGGUUUUUAUGAUCUACUUCGGAUUUUACUUGCUGGCCACGGUAGCUGUCCAAAUAAAGCGCAUGGGAUUGGUUAAACAUAUUAAUCUCUACAAUAUUUUCGAUUUG
Acaulospora morrowiae is the source of this 2988-nucleotide messenger RNA. NCBI's taxonomy places the organism in Eukaryota, Fungi, Glomeromycota, Glomeromycetes, Diversisporales, Acaulosporaceae. The record is from the annotation of a GenBank genome assembly.